This is a messenger RNA of Caenorhabditis elegans, 1560 nucleotides long. It is a transcript of the gene dpff-1, whose product is annotated as Zinc finger protein dpff-1. The transcript has 6 exons. NCBI's taxonomy places the organism in Eukaryota, Metazoa, Nematoda, Chromadorea, Rhabditida, Rhabditidae. The coding region runs from base 232 to 810 and encodes 192 amino acids. Gene Ontology annotation, cellular component: cytoplasm; nucleus. The record is from RefSeq and is marked reviewed.
UAGGCCGGAAACGAAGAAGAAAACUCGAGCCAAAAGGUCCAUCAGCCAACGAGUCCACGCUGGACAAUACGCAAUUUCGCGUGUUGGUGUUUGCGUACAUCGGCAGCUGUCCAAUUUAUCGAUCAGUGUUCAUUCAUUCUCUUGUUUUUUUUGUUUGUUCACACCGGGCGCCCGAUUUCUUGAGCUAUCAAAAUGUUUAAAAAUAAUCCAAGACAGCUAAUCUUACAGACAAUGAUCUCGGAAAACGGAUAUAUGGACCUGAUGCGGAACUGCAUUAAAUGGAAUUCCCGGCAAAUGGAGGAUCGUAAAAAACGACUGCGGUUCCCAUACUAUGAACAUCAAACGGCUACGGCCCAGCGAGAGUCUCGCUUCACAACCCGCAACGUGGAUCACAUGUAUCCAUCAAAUGAUCCAAAUACUGUUGUUCAAUUCGCAACCGAGAGAUGGAAGAAGAGCAAGUCACAGCCACCAUCUGAUGCUGUUGAGAUGAGCAUGUUUUUGCGUGAGAAUCCGUCUAUUCAGGUUGCAAUUGAUCAUCUCACUCCACAAGUUGUCGGACCAACAACUGAAAGUGUUUCUGAUAGUUCGAACGACUCAACUACCAUCAGACCAUCCCGCCAAACACAGAUCAAAGAGGAAUAUCGUGAUGACUACGUUCUUGACGAUGAGCUCUCUCCAGACGAGUUUGGCUCCGAUGAAGAUGAUUGGUCGUCGCGUAAACGCCGUAAAGGCAACUUGGGGCCUGUUCAGAAAGCAACUUCGUCACGUAAAAAGAAUGCAGCGCGAAAUACAAAAGCCUCGCGGGUUUAAGCUAUCAUCAGUCGUAUCUUCAUGAUCAAAAGUCUAGUCAACCACUGGUUAAGUUAUUGUCUCCCAGUAUAGAAAUAUCUACUAGCUGUGAUUUCUGCAGCGGCACUGCUUUUAUGAACAAAAAUACAAAAUUGCCAGAGGAUCUCGUUAGUUGUCAUGAUUGUGGUCGUUCUGGUCAUCCUUCCUGUCUUAAUUUUAAUCAAAAUGUGACCAAAAUCAUAAAAAGAAGCGGAUGGCAGUGUCUUGAGUGCAAGAGUUGCACCAUUUGUGGUACAAGUGAAAAUGAUGAUAAAUUGCUCUUCUGUGACGACUGUGAUCGUGGAUACCAUCUUUAUUGUCUGACUCCGGCGCUCGAAAAAGCUCCAGAUGAUGAGUAUUCAUGUCGGUUAUGUCAAGUUGAAUUCGGAGACAAAGCGAGUGCACCGGCCAAGAAGUAAUGGUUCUCAAAUAUUAUAUUUAUUCCAAUAUUUUUUGCAUAAUCUCGACCCGUUUGCUUACGAUCCUCCCACACCGUCAUCCGAUUAUUUAUUCUUCAUUUUCACUUGAACUUUAAGUAUUAUUAUUACUACGUAAUGGCUCAUACAUAGAGAAAAAUUCUUGUUCUAAAAAGCCAGCCUAAAACCUCACUCACCCCUCCUUCUGCUACUUUGAUUUCUCGCUCUUUUCUUUUUUGUACUUCCACAUUUUCCUCGUCCUUUUUAUUUAUUUCAGUCUUAUCAUAAAAAAGUUCAAUAAAUACUAUGAUUCAAA